Messenger RNA from Lactuca sativa (garden lettuce), 1606 nucleotides. RefSeq names its product actin-7. NCBI's taxonomy places the organism in Eukaryota, Viridiplantae, Streptophyta, Magnoliopsida, Asterales, Asteraceae. The record is from RefSeq and is a predicted model, not a curated record.
CCUCUCCCCAUUUACACCUCAUUUUCAAAUAUAUACACCAUCCUCCCCACUAACCUUCUACUUCCUUCCCCCAUAUCCUUCUGCUCCGAACGUACCAAACCUCACCGGAGCCUAGUGGAGGUUGCUUUCGGCUGCUUCCUCUUCGAUCUGAAAAACUAAAGAAAUGGCAGACUCUGAGGAUAUUCAGCCCCUUGUUUGUGACAAUGGAACUGGAAUGGUGAAGGCUGGGUUUGCUGGUGAUGAUGCUCCUAGGGCAGUCUUUCCUAGUAUUGUGGGUAGGCCACGACAUACUGGUGUUAUGGUGGGAAUGGGCCAAAAGGAUGCUUAUGUGGGAGAUGAAGCCCAAUCGAAAAGAGGUAUCUUGACUUUGAAAUACCCAAUUGAGCAUGGUAUUGUCAGCAACUGGGAUGACAUGGAAAAGAUCUGGCAUCACACUUUCUAUAAUGAGCUUCGUGUUGCUCCUGAAGAGCACCCUGUGCUCCUUACAGAGGCACCCCUUAAUCCUAAGGCAAACAGAGAAAAGAUGACUCAAAUCAUGUUUGAGACCUUCAAUGUUCCAGCCAUGUAUGUUGCUAUUCAGGCUGUGCUUUCUUUGUAUGCAAGUGGUCGUACAACUGGUAUCGUGUUGGAUUCCGGAGACGGUGUGUCCCACACUGUCCCAAUUUACGAAGGUUACGCGCUUCCCCACGCUAUCCUCCGUCUUGAUCUUGCAGGCCGUGACCUCACAGAUUCCCUAAUGAAGAUCCUGACCGAAAGAGGUUACAUGUUCACCACCACCGCCGAACGGGAAAUUGUCCGUGACAUGAAGGAAAAGCUCGCAUACGUGGCUCUUGACUACGAGCAAGAACUCGAAACCGCAAAAAGUAGCUCCUCCGUUGAAAAGAACUAUGAGUUGCCCGACGGGCAGGUUAUCACGAUUGGGGCAGAGAGAUUCCGCUGCCCGGAGGUUCUCUUCCAGCCAUCUUUGAUCGGAAUGGAAGCUGCUGGUAUUCAUGAGACUACAUACAACUCCAUCAUGAAGUGUGAUGUUGAUAUCAGGAAGGAUCUUUAUGGAAAUAUUGUGCUUAGUGGUGGGUCCACCAUGUUCCCGGGCAUUGCUGACCGGAUGAGCAAGGAAAUCACUGCCCUUGCCCCUAGUAGCAUGAAGAUUAAGGUGGUUGCACCCCCGGAGAGGAAAUACAGUGUCUGGAUUGGAGGAUCAAUCCUUGCAUCUCUCAGUACCUUCCAACAGAUGUGGAUCUCCAAGGGAGAAUAUGACGAGUCGGGUCCAUCUAUUGUUCACAGGAAAUGCUUCUAAGUAUUAUUUUGUUGCUUUUGAUGAUCGAGUUUGUUUUUGUUAUUAUAUUCUUUAUCUAUUUUUCGUGUUAUGUUUCAUGUGAAGUAAGAAAGGCAGAAAUGGAUCGUAUGUGGAGUUGUUAACAAACAGUCCAUUUCUGCUAUGGGGAUGUUUGUAGCCGAAGAUUGAUUGUUAUGUUUUAUCCUACAUUUUCUUAUUUAGGUGUCUGUUUGUGGUCAUUUUAUUAAAACUGAUAAUAUUUAUUGCUUGGUUAGGGAGCUUUUAAACUACCAUUUGUUGAUAAAUAUAUAUGUUUGUUUACUGCUUUAA